AUGGAAAAAUUAUGGAUAAUCUUCAUUUCUCACACAUCAACACUGAGAGGUUUAGCAGCAUGUUUCCUGACGAAGGUUCCUUCUUUACCCCGGCAGUCUGACCCUAACCAAGUCACCUACAUCGCCAAUACCUUCGCCCUAAUAUCGCCUGAUAACGUCAGCAUCACCUACCCUUACAGCCGGACGAAUAGUUACACCGGAUCAACAACCUGGACGUUCUCAGCCCCGAACUUCAACUUUAAUAUGAUGUUCCAGUCAAAUAAUCUCCUUAACGCCGCCGGCUUCAACAUCUCCAUCUGUCCUCGGCGAACUUCAUGCCACAAGCUGCUCAACACUUCUAUUGUGGGAAGUGUCGGCUACGACCAAACACCAGGCUUUUGGAACCUGACUACCCACACAACGCUGACGCAGUGUGAAUGGUGGCUCGUGGCACCAGCAGGAAGCAGAAUCUUUGUCGGCAUAUACUACUCAACCCUGAAUGCUACAGGAUGUCCGUUGAACUACGUUACUGUGAACGGCAGGGGAGAGAAGACCUACCCGGCUGCGACCUCCUCCAUCUUCUGCGGCACUGGUUUCAAGACCUUCACCUCCACAAACAACACGAUGUACAUAGCUUACCAGGGCCAGGCGGGCCAGAGCUCCGGCAUGUUCUUCACUUACAUUGUCCUGUGAUCCUCCCCCAGGACACUGACUGAAACUAAACUCUCCUGAUUCGGCACUGAAACUAAUGCCGAAUCAGGAGAUAACUCUCACUAACAACUCCAGAAUGGAAUGUGAAUCACAACUCUCGAAGGUCUUUCAUUUAAUCAUUUAUUUCUCGGAGUCUUCUGGAAUUGUAUUAUUUAUUUAGUGACUAAAAUAUUUGAG
Messenger RNA from Procambarus clarkii (red swamp crayfish), 867 nucleotides. NCBI's taxonomy places the organism in Eukaryota, Metazoa, Arthropoda, Malacostraca, Decapoda, Cambaridae. The record is from RefSeq and is a predicted model, not a curated record.